AUGCUGCACCUGAUAGGCGUGUGGCCCCUUUCGGGUUCGCGGCUGUAUCGAUGCCUCGUGACUGUCGCCAUCGCUCUUUGUUUCGGGCACUUCGUCGAGGCCGUAAUCCAUCUCUGCACGCUGGACGGAUAUCUGGAAGACUUCACCUUGGCUCUGUCCAACAUCUCGGUUGUUAUCGUGGGUGUCCUCAAAGUGACCUUCUUCUUGAGGCACGAGCGUUCCUACUGCCGCCUGGUGCGAUGGCUCGAUGGCCUGGUGACCAGUCAGAGGGAGUACACUCGAGGAAGACCACAGCUCGAGGAGGUUUCCGCUGGAGCCCAGAGGCUCGCUCGGCGCAUUACCAAAGCGUUCACCGUGUACGACGCUAUUGUGGUCCUCGCAUGGACGCUGGUGCCACUUACAGCGCCACCCGAAGCCAAAAGAUUGCCUUUCGAGCAGCUGCCCUUAACGGAGGAGAGCCCGUACUCCCUUUACGCGCUGUCCUACACCAUACAGGGCGCCUCCACGUUCUAG
Schistocerca piceifrons (Central American locust) is the source of this 513-nucleotide messenger RNA. RefSeq lists its product as uncharacterized. Bases 1 to 513 code for a protein of 170 amino acids. Lineage: Eukaryota; Metazoa; Arthropoda; Insecta; Orthoptera; Acrididae. The record is from RefSeq and is a predicted model, not a curated record. The transcript has a single exon.